Molecule: messenger RNA, 499 nt
Organism: Rotaria sp. Silwood2
Lineage: Eukaryota; Metazoa; Rotifera; Eurotatoria; Philodinida; Philodinidae
Source: the annotation of a GenBank genome assembly
AUGCCUAUCACAACUCGUGGUGCUGCAUUACGAGCCCGGACCGAUGCUGAAGCAACAUAUCCAUCGAGUCAAACAAUAUCAUCUCAUCCUCCAAAUCUUCAAUGUCUUAAUUUUUGUUUCAAGGUAAAAUAAACAUUUUCUUCACGUGUUGUUCAGCCACAUCCAAACUUGUGGCGAUUCGUUCAACGCUUCAAGCAAGAAAAAACUGUAAUAUCACAUCGAAUGGUCCAGACUGGAUUAGAUUUUUCUUCUGUUCGAUUGACAAAAUCGACGCGCAAAGCAACUCGUAAAACUAAACAAAUUAAAAAAUUGAUACACUUGUUGGAGUCUAAAACAAGAUCAUUAGCUGAUACAAUAAAGUCUCUUGCUCAUCUGGCGAGUCUGUUUUUCAUACAAGAAAAGCAAAGAAGAAAAAUAAUAAUGUUUCCAAAUCAGACUUAUCAGAUUCAUCGUCAGAUGAACAUUAGGUGGGUGUGGGUGUGGGUGUGGGUGUGGGUGU